Molecule: messenger RNA, 7582 nt
Organism: Acipenser ruthenus (sterlet)
Lineage: Eukaryota; Metazoa; Chordata; Actinopteri; Acipenseriformes; Acipenseridae
Product: TBC1 domain family member 9B-like
Exons: 22
Coding region: 476-4156 (1226 amino acids)
Molecular function (GO): calcium ion binding
Source: RefSeq, a predicted model, not a curated record
ACGCUUACAUAUACAGUAUUACCACAGAUGUUGCACCUUCAUAUUUCUGCAAGUUAAUGUGACACAACCUACAAAACGUACGUAUUCCAACUUUCUGUUUAAGAUAAUGUAUAAAUAAGUAUAUUUACAUGCAAUAUGCCUAUUUCUGUUUCAUGCCUCACACCGGAAAUGCACACUUCAAGGAAUUUUCAUUGCAAAUUGCACCCUUUAGCCUUACUUGUCUACAGCAGCAGGGUUGCUGACUGCAAAUUGCAGUGUCACGUGAGAAAUGUUGAGCUGUGUUUUCGUCAGCGCCGAAAGGGGACAGCUAUAUUCUGCACCGACAACACACACGAAUACACUGACGGCCCAUGGAGUAGAGCCGAAAGUCUAGCACCAAAACGACUUCAAACGGCAAUCGAUACAUUUUACCAGUGCACAAGCACAAGAAGAAGGCCCCUUUUAAUUUGUAACAAGAGGGUUUUUAAACGGGCAAAUGUGGAUCGUUCCAGAGGAGGUUUUACUGGCUAACGCGCUCUGGGUUAGCGAGAGGGCGAACCCCUUCUUUAUUCUCCAGCGAAGAAAAGGACACGGAAAAGGAGGGGGAAUCGCCGGUCUGCUGGUGGGCACCCUGGAUGUGGUGCUUGACUCCAGUGCGAGAGUCGCCCCCUACAGGAUUCUUCAUCAAACGCACGAUUCACAGAUCUACUGGAGCAUUGCCUGUGGCUCCUCUCGAAAGGAGAUCACAGAGCACUGGGAUUGGCUGGAAGCGAACCUGCUGCAGACUCUGUCCAUUUUCGACAAUGAGGAGGACAUCACUACCUUCGUCAAGGGCAAGAUCCAGGGCAUCAUUGCCGAGGAGAACAAGAAUAAGGAGGUUCCUGAGGACGAGGAUUCUGGGAAGUUCCGUGAGGCGGAGCUGAAGAUGCGGAAGCUGUUCGGAAUGCCGGACGAGGAGAAGCUGGUGAAUUACUACUCCUGCAGCUACUGGAAGGGGCGGGUCCCUCGCCAGGGCUGGGUCUACCUGAGUGUCAAUCACCUCUGCUUCUACUCCUUCCUGCUGGGAAAGGAAGUGACGCUGGUCAUCCAGUGGACAGACGUGACUCAGCUUGAGAAGAACGCCACGCUGCUGUUCCCGGAGAGCAUCCGAGUGAGCACGCGGGACACCGAGGACUACUUCUCCAUGUUCCUCAACAUCAACGAGACCUUCAAGCUGAUGGAGCAGCUCGCCAACAUCGCUAUGCGGCAGCUACUUGACAACGAGGCCUUCUCCGCUGACCGCUCUCUGCCCAAGCCGCGCAAGGCCCACAAGAACAUCUCCACACUGAAGAGGGACCUGGAUGCCAGAGCGAAGAACGAGAGGUACCGGGCCACCUUCAGGCUGCCCCAGAGCGAGAAGCUGGACGGGCACACGGACUGCACCCUUUGGACUCCCUUCAGCAAGAUGCACAUUGUGGGACAGAUGUUCGUCUCCAACAACUACAUCUGUUUCUCUAGCAAGGGGGAAGACCUGUGUCACCUCAUCAUCCCACUCCGAGAGGUGUCAGUAGUGGAGAAGGCAGACAGCUCUAGUGUCCUGCCCAGCCCACUGUCCAUCAGCACCAAGAACAAGAUGACCUUCCUGUUUGCCAACCUGAAGGACCGGGACUUCCUGGUCCAGAGAAUCUCUGACUUCCUGCAGCGCACUCCAGAUAAGCAACAGCAUAAUAGUAAAGAACAGCAUGACCCCUCCAGCCCUGUAUUCCCAGCCUCCAGCAGCCCCCCCUCUUCCCUGGAGAGCCGGCCUGCCCAAUACUACAGCCCUGACCUGGCCACCGCUACCCGGGGUCUGCUGAGCAUCUUCAAGAGGGACGCCCCCGAGGAGCUGGGGCCCAAGGCGGCAAAGGAGAAGAUGAAGGAGGAGUCGUGGAACAUUCACUUCUUUGAGUUUGGUCGGGGGGUGUGCAUGUAUCGCACAUCCAGGACCCGAGAUCUAGUGCUAAAUGGCAUUCCAGAGGGCUUGCGUGGGGAGCUGUGGCUGCUCUUCUCAGGUGGCCUGAACGACAUGGCGAUGCACCCUGGGUACUACGCCGAUCUGGUAGAGCAGUCUAUGGGCCGGUGCACUCUGGCCACGGAGGAGAUUGAGAGGGACCUGCACCGCUCCAUGCCUGAGCACCGCGCCUUCCAGAACGAGAUGGGCAUCGCUGCUCUGCGCCGCGUCCUCACCGCCUACGCCUACCGCAACCCAGGCAUCGGCUACUGCCAGGCUAUGAACAUUGUCACUUCGGUUCUGCUGCUGUACUGCACUGAGGAGGAGGCCUUCUGGCUGCUGGUGGCUCUGUGUGAGAGGAUGCUGCCAGAUUAUUACAACACCCGGGUGGUGGGUGCCCUGGUGGAUCAGGGGGUGUUCGAGGAGCUGACGCGGGAGUGCCUGCCCCUGCUGUACGAGCACAUGCAGGAUCUGGGGGUCAUCUCCACCAUCUCGCUGUCCUGGUUCCUCACCCUCUUCCUCAGCGUCAUGCCCUUUGAGAGUGCAGUGCUGGUGGUCGACUGCUUCUUCUACGAGGGCAUCAAGCUCAUCUUCCAGGUGUCCCUGGCUGUGCUGCACGCCAACAUGGAUCAGCUGCUGGGCUGCAAUGACGAGGGAGAGGCCAUGACCAUCCUGGGCAGGUACCUGGACAAUGUUGUUAACAAGCAGACCGUGUCGCCACCCAUCCCUCACCUCCAUGCAUUACUGACCAGUGGAGAUGAACCCCCUCCUGAAAUAGAUGUCUUCGAACUCAUAAAGGCAUCCUACGAGAAGUUUGGCAGCCUGCGUGCAGACGUCAUUGAGCAGAUGAGGUUUAAACAGAGACUGAAAGUGAUCCAGUCACUGGAGGACACAGCCAAGAGGAGUGUGGUACGCUCCAUCAUGACUGACUCUGCCUUCACCAUUGAGGAGCUGGAGGAGCUCUAUGUGCUUUUCAAGGCGAAGCACAUCAUGACUUGCUACUGGGGAGCGAGCUCGAGUGCGGCGGAGCACCAUGACCCCAGCCUGCCCUACCUGGAGCAGUAUCGCAUCGACCUGGGUCAGUUCAGCCAGCUGUUCGGAGCACUGACCCCCUGGGGCUGCGGGACGCACACCCCCGUCCUCGCUGCCCGCCUCUUCCGCCUGCUCGACCACAACAAGGACAGCCUCAUCAACUUCAAGGAAUUCGUCACUGGCCUCAGUGGGAUGUACCACGGAGAUCUGACUGAGAAAUUAAAGAUGCUUUACAAACUCCACCUGCCUCCAGCUCUGUGUCCAGAGGAAGCAGAGUCAGCACUAGAAGCCACUCAAUACUUCACGGAUGACCCCAGUCCACAAGAGACUUCUUUCAUCUCCGACCUGGACUUCCUGCUUCAGGAAGGGGGCUCAGCAACGAAUCUGCAGGCUGCAGAACCCAGAGACGAGACAAGGAAUGACGACUCUAAACAGAAGAAAGAGGAGAAGAUCCAGGAUUACCGGUAUUACCUUCGCAUGUGGGCCAAAGAGAAGGAGCAAAAAAAAGAGACCAUCAAAGACCUGCCCAAAAUGAACCAGGAACAGUUCAUCGAGCUCUGUAAAACCCUGUACAACAUGUUCAGCCAAGACCCUUCUGAGCAGGAGCUGUAUCACUCCAUCGCAACAGUGGCAAGCCUUCUUCUGAGAAUCGGAGAAGUUGGCAAGAAGUUCACAAACCACACCCCAAAGAAGCCAGAGAACCACCACAGAACACACCCUGCUUCUCUUAAACUGCCUGCUCUAGAGAAGGAGCCCUCUACCAGUAUGCAAGAGGAAAGCAAGGGAGGGAAUCCAGGCGAGGUCCAGGCUCCAGAGGCCCCAGUAGAGCAGGCAGAGAGCCCUCAGCCGCCCACAUCAGAUGAGGAAGCCAAAGACGACACUUCAGUUUCUUCUUUCUCGAUCGUGAGCGCUAGCUCCCUGCAGUGUGAGGACAUUGCUGAGGACACGGUCCUGAUUGGCUGCGGAGAGCAGCGAACGUGCAGCACCCUGGAUGCUGAUUGGUCCAUCUCCUUCGAGCAGAUCCUGGCCUCCAUCCUGACUGAGACGCCCCUGGUCGACUUCUUUGAGAAACGGAAAGACAUUCGCAUCAAAAUAGCCGACUGCAAGGGCCAAAGGACCAUUGAGAGGCAGGUCAGCUCCUCCAGCGACUGUGAGCUCUCGCUGCUUUCGGGCUGAAUGCCCCACCUGAGGUGGAAUGACGGGAAAUCCCAGAGGUGAUCUUUGACACGACUCCAGGCUCCAAAGCACCCUCGCUUGCCCUUAAAAAAAAAAAAAAAAACUCCUCCAGACUCUCAUCCGGGGCUGGAUUUAUGAUUGGUUAAUGCUUGCCCUGCUGCAGGCAUCAGCUUUCAGCCUCACAUGCUGGCUUCAGGCACACUUCAUUUUUAAUUUUAAAGUAUCUAUAUAAAUACCUAUCUUUUGCAAUGUUAGUUUGUAUGAAGUAUACGGUACGUAAGUGUGUAUGUAUGUAUCUAAACAUGUGUCUGUAUACACAUGCUCAUUAAUUCUGUCCAUAUCUGUCAUAAAGCAUUAAGAAUGUGUGUGCUUGGAUAGUCAUACAUAUUCUAGCACUUUUACAGCCUGUGAGAAGGAAAAAUCAUUUGCUGCCUGAUAAGGUGAGGAAUAUGUGAGUCUGUGCAUGUGGUAUUUGAAUGCAUUGAUUAUAGUGUGUCUAAAGUACACACAUAAAGUAUAAACAGUAUAGAAGAGAGAACAGAACUCCAUAGGUGUCAACAUUACCGAUUUUUAUAAUUUUGGGUUUGCACAGCGGCAUCAAGGUGUUUUUUCUGUGUUCUGCUCAGAACAGUGUCCUUAAUGCAGCAGGUAAAUAAUACGGUGUUUUAUAGCGGUUCAUUUCAAUUGAAUAAGUUACAAAAACUUUAAAUUUUGUAUGCCUUUUUUUUCCCUUUCAUUUUCUUUUUCGCUCAGUUGGGUGUACAGCAUUUGCAUUCAAUCCCACCUCUUAAUUUCACUUCGGCCGUUUUUUCUAUUCAUGUCAUUGUGAGCGGUUAUGGCGUUUGCCAGUUCAAUUGCAUGUUUCUGGCCAUUCAGCACUAUUGGAGCCGCCUGUUGUAUUGUAGAUUAUAAUUCAUGGAACAAGAUUCAGCCAUUCUAAGUUCCUAUGAUUUUGACAGUACUGUUCUCACACACAUCCAGUUCUGUCAUAAUUGGUAAGCUUGACAGUCUCGUUGACAGACUGAAGGCAUUAUGACUUAUCCUGGCAAAUCAACCCCUUAGCCUGGUGGAAUCCUGAUGAUUGGUUUCAGUAUAGCAGUGUCUGUAACAGUGUGGCUGUGUCAUGUUAUACUGGUGAGCUUUUGCCCAUCAGUAAUAGGCAGAAAAUGUAAAAUUGUAUUUGAAGCUAUUUAUUCUUUAAUCACAGCAAAGUUUAAGAAAUCUUUUUUUUUUUUUUAUAGUUGUACAGUAACACAUAGUAUGAUCAUAAGAAAUCAAUUCUAUUGUGGAUUGUUUGUGUUUUAAAGCAUGGUUUGUUUUCUAAUAUUAGACACACUGGAGCACAGUGGUAUACAUAUUCUUAUAAUACAGCUUACAGUAACUUGUCUGCCAGUGCAACAUGCUGUCCUUUUUAAAUGAGAAAGCACUAUUGUUCAGCUUUAGAACUGAAAAAAAAGGAUAAGGAAGUGCAUGUGCCCUUGGCUUCUCAGAUCACUUCUACUUAUCAGGGCACGCGCUUGCUGCUCGCAUCUCAGACAAUUUGGUCAGCUUACAAACCAGCCUGGUAAUGGCUUCUGACGGCUCCACAAUGCAGUUUGCAAAGAUGACUUCUGACAGAUGCCUCCUUCUCUUGUGAAUGCAGGCCUCCUGUCUCGUGUCUUUGUAGUUAAAGCGCUUUGCUGGGGGCUUGCUCGCUACACGCGUGUACCAGUGCUGUGUGUAACACUAGUUUAAGAAGUGUGCUGUGACUAAGUGCUUGUGUUUUAGAUGAAGAAGAUAUUGUUUUAGCUCCACCGAAUACUAAUAAUACUGCACAGGUUGUUUGGCAAUGUAUUGAAAGGUAACCUACACCACUCUACUCCUGAAUUUGUAUCAGCUGCUCUGUCAGUUUAAACAUCUUUACAGUACGUGUGUCAAGCAACCAGUUCUCAUGUUUUAAGGUGGGCAGAGCUAUUUCAGUAUGUUUAAACUCUGCAGUGCAUUUCCAAUGCUGUUGCUUUUCAAAGAGACGUAAGUAUUUUAAAAGCAGGAGAUCUGAGAUCUUUGCAUUGGUGUUGUGAAAUGUUUCUUCGUUGUAGUUUAUUUGUUUUUUCUAUUAUUAUUAACUUGUUUUGCUCUGUAUCUUGAACACGUCGUACCCAUUGACCAAUUUGCAGUCUUUUCUUGUUGUUCCACAAAUGGUGAAAAAUUUAGCCAGAAGUGGGAGAGCUUUAUCAUCGUGUCAUAAUUAAUUUAUUUUUUGUAACCUAAAAUAUUGUUAACUGUAGUCAUGCCAAUAAGCUGUGCAUUGUGGCUAGAUUUUUAAUAAUGCAUCUCUACCUGAAUGGGUUUUCAAUAGUUUGAUUGGGUUUAUCCCACAGAUAAACCAAAUCUAUUUAUUUGUUUUAAGAAAAUGUCACAGAUCUGUUGCAGGUCCAUUUUAAUUAAUUUUAAACAAGCAGCCUAGAAAAUGUAAGGAUGAUCUGGUCCCCUAAUGAGUCUGCAGCUUUGGAUUAAUACUGCUGUAAGACACACACAUGCAGGAUCGUUUAAUAUUCAUGACCAUUUAGCCUCCAUGUGGGAGGUUUGAAAGCGCAGUGCCUCACUUGACUGAACCAGUAGAGUUUACACAUUUGAAGAAGAUUCUCUUAGACAAUGUUGAAAAUCCCAACUUCUGUUAAAUGUUCAGCAAACAGAAGUCUAUUUUCUUCUCUGUUUACAGCUUUGUUUACCCAGCACAGCUGUUGCUGACCUUUAUCAUGUGACUGUUUGUUUAGGUUACAGUGACAGAAUGUCAAAAAGGCUUUUAUUUUUUUUUACAUUGAAGAAAUUGAUGUUUUGUCAAUCUAUUACUUUAAUUAUAUCUAUAUUUAGCACUAUUGCGUUCUGAACAGUUAUGGAUGCCAUUAGAAUCCAAAAUGAAAACGACCAUCCCAUGUUACUAAUGUAUGACAGUUCUGCAUAAAUACUCCCUCAGACACAAGAGUUGGUUGAGAACCGUAUGUAACCAGGGAAUAUGAGACGACUGAGACAAACUGCAGUACUUUCGUUCUUUUAUUAACUGGGUUUGCAAGCUUUAUGAUGGCCAGAAAGCCACAUACUGUAGCAUGGUGCUACAUGGGUUUGUUCCUGCACUUAAAUGAAAAUGCUGCUCAAAAAGUGAUCAAAGGCAAAAUAUGGAUUAUAAAAUAACACAUUUCUGUUUCUUUUUUAAGCUUUACUAGAACCAUCCAAGUAUUUAAGGCAUUCCGUUUAUGAAUACCAGUCACAGUUUAUGUAACCUGUCACUGCUGAACCUCCUCUUUAUUAUUAAAACAACCAAUUUAUUAUUUAUUUACAAACUGUUGUUCAGUGCUUAACUGAGGUUUUUAAUUAUCUGUAUGUACUGUAUGGCAAUGAUAUCUAUGAUCCCUAAUAAAACAAAAUAAAAAAUACUGAUUUAAAAUG